CACACAGAGGCACACACAGACAGACAGAGGGCCCCUCCUCCUCCCCGCCCUCCUGGCUUUCAGGGGCAUCGAGGCCAGCACAGGAUUACUUCAAGUUGUAGCAGAUGGCUCUGAUCGGACACAGUCCAAGAGAGAACUGGGAUGAGGGGAGAAUCUUAUUUCGUUGGAAUGAGAAACCCUGGUCAGUAUGGCUGCAUUCCAGAUGAUGGAGGACUCUUCUUACUGUACUGCAUGAUGGACAGCCACAGGGAUGUCACCAGAUGUUUCACAGAGGAAGCUUUCCAUGCAAUCACCGACUUCAAUGAUCUUCCAAACUCCCUGUUUGCAUGCAACGUUCACCAGUCAGUAUUUGAAGGAGAAGACAGUAAGGAGAAAUUUGAGGGACUGUUCCGAACCUAUGAUGAUUGUGUGACAUUUCAGCUAUUCAAGAGCUUUAGACGUGUGCGAAUAAACUUCAGUAAUCCUAAAUCUGCAGCUCGAGCCAGAAUAGAGCUUCAUGAAACACAGUUCAGAGGGAAAAAGUUAAAGCUCUACUUUGCCCAGGUUCAGACGUCUGACUCCGAUGGAGACAAACUUCACUUGGCUCCUCCGCAGCCCGCGAAACAGUUCCUCAUCUCACCUCCAGCGUCUCCCCCGGUAGGCUGGCAGCCCAUCGAUGAUGCCACUCCAGUUAUCAACUACGACCUCCUCUAUGCUGUGGCCAAACUAGGCCCAGGAGAGAAGUACGAGCUGCACGCAGGGACCGAGUCCACACCAAGCGUGGUGGUGCACGUGUGCGACAGCGACCUGGAGGAGGAAGAAGACACCAAGAACUCUCCCAAGCCCAAAAUCGUCCAGACCCGUCGCCCUGGUCUUCCCCCACCUGUGUCUAACUGAGCCCUCCUCUAUGCCGCAAACAGUAUUAUCCCUCUCUUCUCUCGUGACUUCUCUUUGUAGGGUUUUCUGUUUAUUUCGUUUUGCAUUGGUGUGUCUGAAGGCAUCACCUGCCUUGAAAGAGUCCUGGACACUUAGCUCAUCCGGUCUCCCUUUCCCAUAAUCAAGCCUUGCUUCUCAAGGGCUAGGAAGAGGUGGCGUUAUGUUUCCCGAGCCGUAUCGUUCACCGCAAAAGUGUCACACAUCUCACCCGAUGGGCUGUGCUAAGAUGACAUCAUGUCAAGUACAUCAUUGUCAGAAUACGCACCGACGUAGUCCCACUCCCUAAAUGAAAACCCAGGAGCGUCACUUAAUAAACACCCCCUGGGGUUUUUAUUUGCUUUGUCAGGCCUCACCCUGAGGUGUAUUGAGUGUUUUUCCUAGCCACAGUGAUAGGACCAUACAUACCCUUGAAUUUUGACUGCCUAUGAAAUGCUAUCCUCUUGUCUCACUCAGUCCUCUGCAACCCAUUCAUUCAUUCUUCAUUCAGUUGUAUUUAUUGAACGCUUACUGUGUACAAAGCACUGACUAAGCGCUUGGGGGAGGACCCCAUCACUCCGUAUGCUAAGCAUGGUCACCAGCAUCGAAUCAUUGGAGGAUUCAUUCUAAACCAUUCAUUUGUUGCAUCCAGUAGACUGCAGUGAGAGCUAGGUAGAUUUCAAAGUCAUUUUAGAUUGUCAGCCGAGGCAGACCUUACUUGACUUUUUUUUCUUUACUUUUUGGCGUGUGCUCUUGAGAAAGUUCUUCGUACAUCUCAGUUUAAAUUUCUGGAGAGGAAAUUAACCCCGAAGAUGUCUCUUGGUGAGUUAGAGACAUCCCUCGUGUAGAGAGGGCUUUCAUAUUCCUGUUAAGGAUGCAUGUGCAGUUGGAGAGACUGAAAUGAUAAUGUUGGUCAUAAGUAGCUUUACAGUAUCGAAACAUUCUUUUUUUGUAUAUUUGUAUUAAUGUCUCGGUUGUGCUAGCCAAAGGGAUGAUGCUGUUAUUUGUGAGUGUUCAUCUUUUACCUGCCUAGAAACAUCGUUAUGCAUUUUUGCUAAAUCAUUCAUGUAAUGUUCAAGAUUUGGACUAAAUAACUGAGUAUUGAAGGGGUUCAAAACCUCUCCUGCUAGAUUAUAAUUAAGUAAUAAACACUCUGCUAUUAAAAUAUAUGCACUUUUUCUCCAUUUAACAAAGUGAAUGAUAAUUUCUUUCCCAAGUAUAAUUGUAAUUGAUUACACUAAACCAGAAAAUAAAAAAAUCAAUAUAUCUUCCCCGGUUCUAACUCCCACAUGCUGUACAUAAGAUUUGUUUUGGGUAAAUGCAAUUUUCUAUUCCUCUCUCCCAAAGUGCAUUACAGAAUAUACACCUGUAAACUCUUAUCUUCUGCUCGAUGAUACCGGCAUAGUUCAUCAAUUACUGUACAUUAUAAAUUAGUUUGAUGUAUGAUGCCAGCUAGGAUGGAGUGGGAAAAGACUUUUGUGGCCACAACCACACACACACACACACACACACACACACACACACACACACAGAGAGAGAGAGAGAGAGAGAGAGAGACAGAGACAGAGAGACAGAGAGAAACCAAGAAUACAGCGAAAAGAUUGAAGGAGUUGCAGUGUUUCCAAGAGCUAAGUUCUACAGGUUAAUGGUUCUUAAAGAGAUUUCAGUGUGAAGAAAUACUGCCCUCUUUUGGAAUCUGUUUUUCAUUACUUUGAGUUAAAGAAGGAAAACUCAAUAAUCAAUCAAUCAAUUGCAUUUAUUGAGAGCUUACAAUUUGCAGAGCACUUUACUAAGCACUUAGGAGAGUACAAUGCAGUAGAAUCUGCAGGCACGUUCCCUGUCCAUAAUGACCAGCUAGCUCUCUUGCUCUGCAUUCUCUGCUACAGCUCACUUAACCUCGUUUCCUUAGCCAGAGUUUUCAGAAUGCGUGUUCAAAAGAAAUCCCCAUGAAGGGAAAUAUGGCACAGUAAUAAUCAUAAUGAUGGCAUUUGUUAAGAGCUUACUAUGUGCGAGAGAAAUCAGACAUCUUGACUGUAAGCCCCUUGUAGGCAGGAAACAUGUCUGCCAACUCUUUUAUAUUGUACCCUCCCAAAUGCUUAGUAAAAUGCUUUGGACACAGUAAGUAUUCAGUAAAUGUGAUGGACCGAUUGAUUUUAGAGACCAGUGGAAAUGCUGUAGAUCUCCUCACAGCAUUAGCGCUAAACAUUAGAGAAGAUCUGGUGUCUGAUGGCUUGAAGGAUUGAUCGUGCCUCUGCCAAAUAGAAGUCCUUCCUUGUCUCAGUAUUAAUCUGUUCCCAAUUGAGCAACUCUGUCAUUUCAGUGAAGAGGGGAGUGAUUUCUUGUGGAGAAGUACAUGGAGGAGAGUCAUCCAAGAGGUGUCACUGGAGCCUACUAGCACUGUGAAGUCAGCAUUUGCAUCGACACACAUUAUGCAAACCCCAUAUUCUUUUCAAUUCUAAGAGAGUUUAAAAAAAAGGGUGACGGUCCCACUGAAUGAAUAAUCUGUGCACGUGUACCACUCAGAGAGCUUGGACUUCAAAUAAAUUUGGUGAAUGAUACUCUC
Tachyglossus aculeatus (Australian echidna) is the source of this 3454-nucleotide messenger RNA. RefSeq names its product regulator of calcineurin 2 (gene RCAN2). The record is from RefSeq and is a predicted model, not a curated record. Gene Ontology annotation, biological process: calcium-mediated signaling. Bases 142 to 876 code for a protein of 244 amino acids. Gene Ontology annotation, molecular function: calcium-dependent protein serine/threonine phosphatase regulator activity; nucleic acid binding. NCBI's taxonomy places the organism in Eukaryota, Metazoa, Chordata, Mammalia, Monotremata, Tachyglossidae. The transcript has 6 exons. Gene Ontology annotation, cellular component: cytoplasm; nucleus.